This is a messenger RNA of Mitosporidium daphniae, 3597 nucleotides long. RefSeq names its product structural maintenance of chromosomes protein. The coding region runs from base 1 to 3597 and encodes 1198 amino acids. The record is from RefSeq and is a predicted model, not a curated record. Gene Ontology annotation, molecular function: ATP binding; protein binding; ATP hydrolysis activity. Lineage: Eukaryota; Fungi; Microsporidia. The transcript is spliced from 7 exons. Gene Ontology annotation, cellular component: chromosome. Gene Ontology annotation, biological process: chromosome organization.
AUGCUCAUUGAAGAAGUCAUCAUUGAUGGCUUCAAAAGCUAUGCCUCUCGAACUGUGAUUGGCGGGGGGGAUCCAAAACUCAAUGCCAUCACCGGCCUCAAUGGGUCUGGAAAGUCCAAUAUUCUGGACGCUUUGUGCUUUGUGAUGGGAAUCGAAAAUAUAAAACAAAUUCGCGCAAAUACGCUCCAGGACCUGAUUUACAAGAGAGGGGCUACUGGAAUUAAUUUUGCCAGCGUAACUGUGAUAUUUAACAACGAAGACGCUCAACAUUCUCCCGUUGGAUUUUCCUCUUGCCCCAAAAUAGCCGUGACGCGUCAGAUCGUGCUUGGAGGAAAAAACAAGUUUCUCAUCAACGGGACCAGCGUUACGCAGGACCGGGUGGACUCUUUGUUUAGGAAUGCCAAUCUUAACGUCAACAAUCCACGAUUCUUGAUUAUGCAAGGACAAAUAACCAAAAUUUUGAACAUGAAGCCGCAGGAUUUAUCAAAUAUGCUGGAAGACACCGCGGGAACUCGAGUGUAUCAAGACCACAAGGAAAAGGCCAUCUGUACGCUGCUGAAAAAGGAUGCCAAGGUCGGCGAGAUCUCUGAACUGUUGUCGCAAUCAAUCCUGCCCAAAUUAAACUCUUUAAGGCUCGAAAGGUCGCUAUCCCUUGAGCAGCAAUCUUUAAUGAACGAACUGGAAAAGCAAGAGGGAGAUUUGGCGAUAUUUACGUACCAAAAGCUGCUUGUGGAGAGGAAAAGUAUUGAAGAAAAAGUGUCCCAUUUAAAAGCCGUUCUUUUGGAUAUCGAAAACAGCCAGUCUUCUCUGAAUACCCAACACAAUACGUUAUCGGCCAACAUUGAGGCCUGCUCGCCCAAAAUCGUAGCCAUACAAGCGAAAAUUGAUGGCCACUCUAAAGAGCUUUCUUUGGUUUCGUCAAAAUUAUCUGCCUAUAUCGCCAAAAAAGAAGCCCUUGAGGAGUCAAUAUCGACAACGGAAGCAUCCAUAAAGAGGCUUGUCUCUUCUUGCACGUCGCCUAUCGCCGAUCAAGCUCAUGACAGCAGGGCAGAUCGUGGCCAUUUGGAAAAAAUCUCGACCAUUCUUUCCGAAAUCAACGAAGAUUUAUUGAGGAAAGAAAAGCAGUCCGCCUUGAUACGCUCUUCCAGCUCGCUGUCGAGCGCCUCACUAGAUGAGCUGGACGCAAAAAUCGAUGGAUUGAACCGCUCCAUUUCAGAGAAAAUCCCCGAAUUGUCGCACCAGGAAGAGAAAAUUAAAACCCUAGAUGCCAGUAUCAAACAACGAAAUGAAAAGAAAAAACCGGUUUGGGAACACACCAUAUCAAGUUUGGAGCAUCAAAUUUCGGAAAAGAAGGCUCUAAUUGAUCACUUGAAUGCCUCUGUCUCACUAUCGCACCUUCCCAGCUCCAUGGAGCUGCUAAAGAUCAAAUCGGAAAGAGAAUACGAAAUCAGCGGUGUCAAAAGCUCAUGUUCUCGCUUGAAAGAAAAAAUCGCCUCUUUUAUGCGAUUCCCGGAUUUAAGAAACGUCGCUCAAAAUCGAUUUCAUGGCUCGGUAGCAUCUGUUUUGUACUUGCCCCCAGAAAACCGUUGCUGGGCAUAUGCUUUGGAACUGUGCAUCGGAGGACGGAUGCACAAUUGGGUGGUGGACUCGGAAACCGAUGCAUCUCAAUUGAUGCAAACGGCUUCAAACAAGGCGCAUAGGAUGACCGUGCUACCGCUCGCAAAAAUCCAGGGCCGUUCGAUUGCACGCCAUAUUUUAGACAAGAUUUCGCAAAAGGCCUCUCAAUUCCCCAAUUCUUGUGCGCUGCCUGCAUCCUCCGUUAUCGCGCCGCGGGAUCCCAAGUUUUCGCCAAUUAUCGACUUUAUCUUUGGAAAUAUCAUUUUAACAGACAACAAAGAGCUUGCCCGUGCUAUCGCUUUUGAUAAGAAUAUCAAGAUAAAGUGUGUUACCAAAGAGGGUGAUAUUUACGAUCCCUCUGGCACGAUGACUGGAGGUGCAAAAUGCCACAAUCCCUCAAACUCGCCGUCGUAUACGACAAUUGCAUGUUUUUCUGAAUAUCAUGACGUCAACGCAAAAAUUGACGACAUGAAGAGCUUUCUUGAGGAUAAGGUAAACACUCCUCUCCAAGCCCAUGCAUCCGUUUCCUCUUUGCUGGCAAAUCUUAACAGCCAAUUGUCGUUGGAAAAUGAUGCACUGAUGCUGCUUUCAAAAAAACUUUCAAAAAACGAUCACUUUCUUGAGCUAAGGGCUCUUGAAAAAGAUUCUGCCGAACUUGACGCUUGCUUGAAGCAAAAGACAUUGCUUGCUGAUUCAAUCAGCCAUUUAAGUGAGAGAGUUUCUAGCCUUUCUGAAGAGCGCAUCUCACUUUGCGCUGAUCUUUCCCGCGAAUCAAAACUGGCAAAUAUAACAUCAGAAAUUGAGGCUCUCGUGGUUCGAAAGGCUUCUCUGGAUAAAGAAAAGGCUCAAUUGCUGGAAUCAAUUGCCCAGCAAGAUUUACAGGCAAAAAUAUUGGCCGAAAAAAAACUUUUACACGAAAGGUCAAAGGCAGAUCUGCAGAUGCAAUUGAAACAAUCCAAGCUGCAAUUGGAAGCUCUCAGUGAAACUGGAAAGACCAUUCAGGGAUCCUUUUCUCGUGCUCAGGAAAUCGAUCACAAGCUUAAAAGCGAAUUGCUGUUUGAAAAGAACGAGGAGCAGUGUCUAAAGGAGGAACUUGCAAAGGUUUCUUCAAGAAUAUCGCAAAAUCACUCGUCCAUUAAAAAAACUCGGGCCGAACUCAACUCUUCAAAGGAAAGCAUCGAUUCGUGCAUUCUGGCCAUCAACAGACUGUUGAAAGAAGCCCCGCAACUGGCAUCAGCUUCUUUUGCCUCGGUAGGCAGUACAUCUCACAUCGAACUGGACUCCAAAGUUCAAGCACUGCGCAUUAAAAUCUCGGAGAUAAGGGAAAAGAUCGCCAAGAAAUCCGCUGAAAUUUCCUUCAAUUCGUCAAAAUCAAAGGAUUCCUCGCUGAUCCAAAUGAUCGAUUCGCUUGAGCGCCAAGAGUCGCAUCUUCAAAAGAAUUUGUCAAGAGUCAAGCUUGACAAGCAAAAAAUCGAAGAGGCCAUCGGGAAGCUUAAUGAUUUCAGAGAAUCGGCUCUCAAAGACACGUUCUCUCGCGUAAACAAGGAUUUUGGAGAAAUCAUCGGGGUGCUGUUGCCGCAAUCUUUUGCCGAGCUCAAUUUUGAAGGCAAAAGCAUUGCCGAUGGCGUUAAUAUAAGGAUCCGCCUUGGUUCUGUGUGGAAAAACUCUCUGAAUGAGCUCUCUGGUGGUCAAAAAUCUCUUGUUGCCCUUGCCCUGAUUCUUGCAAUGCUGCAGUUUUCCCCGGCCCCAAUCUACAUACUUGAUGAGAUCGAUGCGGCGUUGGAUCUUUCCCACACGCAACAUAUUGGCUCUCUGCUGAAGUCCAAAUUUUCGGGCGCUCAAUUUAUCAUUGUAAGCUUAAAAGAGGGGCUGUUUAAUCACGCCGACGUUUUGUUUCGAACAAAAUUUGUAGAUGGCGUCUCAAUUGUCGAGCGCCACCAAAAUCCCAACAAAGGCAAGCCCAAAAAUAAAAUGUCUUAA